This is a messenger RNA of Bombyx mori (domestic silkworm), 2293 nucleotides long. Its product is annotated as zinc carboxypeptidase. Gene Ontology annotation, biological process: proteolysis. The coding region runs from base 887 to 2269 and encodes 460 amino acids. Gene Ontology annotation, molecular function: metallocarboxypeptidase activity; zinc ion binding. NCBI's taxonomy places the organism in Eukaryota, Metazoa, Arthropoda, Insecta, Lepidoptera, Bombycidae. The record is from RefSeq and is a predicted model, not a curated record. The transcript has 6 exons.
UAUCGCUCAGUACGAGUACACCGGACGCCUUAUCCUUUAAGCCAAGGCCAUUUAAACAGUUCAAUUUUUGUUUAAUCUACUUUUAAAUCAAGUGCCUAAAUCUUCAUUCUCGGUACUUUUAUAGAUUUAAUAAAUAAAAAACUUAUCAUUCCCGAACCCCAGACUAAAAGGAAGGAAAAUAGUAACAAAUAAUACCAAAUCUUAACAAUAACGAAAACCGAAGUCAGAAUAUCGUUAAUGCGGUAGAAAUUAUUUAGUUGUGCAUUAUUACGAUUUGUCAAAACCGAUUCACCCAAAAAAAGUUCCAAGGUAAUACACACAAAAACAAUACAGUCGGAUUGACCUCCUGUUUUUUUAAAGUUGUUAAAAAUCGUGCUCCUUGCAUCGCUCUUCUCAUUACUGAGUCUAUAUCAUUCUUUCAUGUACAAUUGUUCUUCAUCUGCUGCGAUUCUUGGCUUUGUGGAGGGCAUCUUGUAGCCUGAUCAAACGAACUUUACCGAGAGCAGUAGGCUAAUGAUUAUUAACCCUGAUUCGGGAUUGCAUUCAAUAUUGAUAUUAUUAAUCAUAUUUGCGGUGCGUGUCAUCAGAGCUUUGAACAUCUGGUCCUUUUUUACGAAUAAGAUACAAAUUCAACAUUUUAGGUUGUAAAAAUGUGCAUAGCCUACAGUUCCUUACAAUAGCACAUAAAAAAAACCAUACCGAAUCCACAUAUAAAAUAAAAGAUAGAAAUUACAAUUUGUACUCAACUAACACCCAGAUAAUAACAUAAGACCAGACUUUUAUCUAAUAAAUCAGUCAAGAUAAAUUAAGCGACGUAAUCAAACAGAUAAUGGAAAUAUUGAACACGUUGAGCACAUCAUUAUUAAAACGGUUUCGGUAAUUCAUAAUGAAUUACAAAAUUUAUUAUUUUCUUCUAAUAACUUUUAGCGUAGUUAACGCUGUUAAAGAUUACAAUGGAUACAAAGUAUACAGAGUGGUACCGAGGACUGAAGAUGAUGUGAAGCUUUUAGAAGAAUUCAGGAGGACGUCGGUGGGAGAGUUCUGGGAUGAUAAUCUGGUUGUUAAUUAUAGAGUAAACAUGAUGGUGCCAGGUGAUAUGCAGGGGUUAUUCCUGAAUUCCACUCGUCAAACUAUGAUUGAGGUUGAAGAAGUGAUACCGGAUUUACAAAAGGCAAUAGAGGACCAAUUAAAACCCGCAACCGGAUUUAGAAGUUCGGAAACCUUUCAUGGCUAUAGCUGGGACAGGUAUCACAAUUUAGAAACAAUAAAUACUUGGAUGAAUACCUUAGUACAAAAUUAUCCUGGUAUAGUACGACCAGUUGUUAUGGGAAGAUCAGUUGAGAACAGAGAAAUUAGAGGUAUCAUCAUCAAUUAUAAGCCAGAAAAGACUAAUAAGCUAAUGGGGAUCCUGGAAGGAACUCUUCAUGCUAGAGAAUGGAUCGCACCGGCUACUGUAACAUGGAUAGUCAAAGAGUUUUUAACUAGUACAGACCCGCAAGUCAGGGCAAUGGCUGAGAACAUUGAAUGGCAUGUAUUUCCAGUGGUUAAUCCUGAUGGAUAUCACUAUAGCUUCACAACUCAUCGGAUGUGGAGGAAGAAUCGUAGCCCUGAAAGUUUUGGAACCUGUGAGGGAGCCGAUGACGAUAUGAGCCAUGGAGUAGAUUUGAAUAGAAACUUUGAUUUUGUUUGGAUGUCUGUAGGAGCAUCAAAUAAUCCUUGUUCUAACACUUUUGCGGGACCGAGGGCAUUUUCUGAACCCGAAUCUAGAGCCAUAUCUCAGUAUGUCCUCAACUUGAAAGAACAGGGAGAGAUAAUAUACUAUCUUGCUUACCACUCCUAUACUCAACUCAUAGUGAUUCCGUACAGUCAUGUGACUGGAUCUGACGUUCUGCUUGCCAAUAAUUAUGCUGAUAUGUAUGAAAUUGGUAUACGAAGUGCCGAUGCUAUCGCAAAAAGAUACGGUACAGUUUAUAGGGUCGGCGUUUCGUCGGAAAUCCUGUAUCCCAUUAGUGGCGGCAGUUUUGAUUGGGUCAAGAAAGUGGCAGAUGUACCUAUCACUUUCUUGAUUGAGCUGCGUGAUCUUGGAGAAUACGGGUUUCUUCUUCCGCCAGAACAGAUCAUCCCCAACAACCUUGAAACUAUGGAUGGACUUAUCGAGAUGGAUCGCGUGACUAAGCUUCUUGGCUAUUACUCGGCUGGUGCAAUUAGUAAAGUAAUUUCUUUGUCUGUUUUAAUUUUGUGCUCAAUGGUUAUAGUUUUAUUUAAUUAAUUUUUAAUUAAAUUAUUAGACUAA